AGGGACCCAAAGUCAACACUCAUAACAGCCAUGGCAGGCAUAGACGAAACCAAGAGAAAAAGUGCUACGGUCUGCGGCUACCCAAUAAGCAUCUUUUUCAUUGUGGUCAAUGAGUUCUGCGAGCGUUUCUCCUACUAUGGCAUGCGAGCGGUGCUGGUGCUGUACUUCAAGUACUUCCUGCGGUGGGAUGAUGACUUCGCCACCACCAUCUACCACACCUUUGUGGCUCUCUGCUACCUGACGCCCAUCCUGGGAGCCAUUGUGGCCGAUUCGUGGCUUGGCAAGUUCAAGACUAUUGUUUACCUGUCCAUCGUAUACGCGCUGGGGCAGGUUGUCUUGGCAGUAAGUGCUAUCCAUGACAUCACAGAUACAAACAGGGACGGCAUCCCCGACAACAUGACCCUCCACGUAGCGCUGUCCAUGGUGGGGUUGAUGCUCAUCGCCCUGGGUACAGGGGGAAUCAAACCCUGCGUGGCUGCCUUUGGUGGGGACCAGUUCCAAGACCACCAGGAAAAGCAGAGAAGCACCUUCUUCUCCAUCUUCUACCUGUCCAUCAAUGCCGGCAGUCUGCUGUCCACCGUCAUCACCCCCAUCCUCAGAGCUCAGGAGUGUGGUAUUUACACCCAGCAGAAGUGCUAUUCACUGGCCUUUGGCGUCCCCGCUGCUCUCAUGGUGGUUGCUCUGAUUGUGUUCAUUGUUGGGAGUGGUAUGUACAUAAAGACCCCCCCUCAAGGCAACAUCAUGGUGAAAGUCUGCAGCUGCAUCGGGUUUGCUAUCAAGAACCGCUUUAGGAACCGUGCCUCUGAGAUCCCAAAGAGAACCCACUGGAUGGACUGGGCCGAGGACAAAUACGAUAAACUCCUGAUAGCCCAGGUGAAGAUGGUGCUGAAGGUGCUGUUCCUCUACAUCCCUCUGCCCAUGUUCUGGGCUCUCUUUGACCAGCAGGGCUCCAGAUGGACCCUCCAGGCGACCACCAUGGACGGCGACUUUGGAAUUCUGACAAUCCAGCCCGAUCAGAUGCAGACCGUCAACCCCAUCUUGAUCCUGAUUUUGGUGCCAAUCGUGGAUAGUUUGAUCUACCCGCUGAUUGCCAAGUGCAAAGUAAACUUCAGCCCCUUGAAGAGGAUGACUGUGGGGAUGUUCUUCGCUGCCACCGCGUUCAUCGCUGCUGCCCUGGUCCAGCUACAGAUCGACCAAACCCUGCCCGAGUUCCCGUCGAGCACCGUAGGCCAGGUGAAGUUCAUCAACAUGUUAGACACACCGCUGGAUGUCACAGCUGGGCCCAACCAGUUCAACUUGGGGGCUUUCACGGCCAAUGAGGAUUACCUGACCUUUGAUGAACCGUUUCUAUUGAAUCUGGGGCCUGCUAACGAUUUCAGUGUUACGUUGGAGAACGGCACUCGGCAUACCUUGGUCAUCACUCAGGAAAAUAUCCUACCGAAACUGUUCAUGGACGUCAAUGCAAAGCCGGAACAGGGCGCUAAUGCUAUCAGAGUUUUGAACGGUUUCGGCUCAGUUUUGAACGUGACGGUUGGUACCCUGGACUUUGGGGACAUCGCCGUCAACAACAUGUCUGGCUACCUUAACCUACCACAGGGAGUCGCUAAGUUACUGAUCAAGGACGGCCCUGACCAAGAGUGCGUCUACAGUCAGGACCUUGGCUUCGGCAGCGCUUUCACCUUGAUCAUCCCGUCGACUUUUGCAUUUGGACCUAAUUGCGAGCAGAGCAUCCGACCCGUGUUGGACAUCAAGCCGAACAUCGUCCACAUGGCCUUGCAGAUCCCUCAGUACUUCCUCAUCACUGUAGGGGAGGUGGUCUUCUCCGUCACCGGCCUGGAGUUCUCCUAUUCACAGGCGCCCAGCAACAUGAAGUCCGUGCUGCAGGCUGGUUGGCUCUUAACCGUUGCCGUGGGUAACAUCAUUGUGCUCAUUGUCGCAGAGGUUGCAACGCUCCCAGACCAGUGGGCCGAGUACAUCCUCUUCGCCUCUCUGCUGCUGGUGGUGUGCUUCAUCUUUGCCUUCAUGGCCUACUUCUACACCUACAUCGACCCGACCAAGAUAGAGGCCCAGUUCGCCCCUGAAGAGAAGGAGAAGAGGAAGAGCAUUGAGAUGGGCAGGAAGGACUCAGUGGAGCAACGGAAGGAGGACAGGCGGAGUUCUGACUCCAGGCGGAGUUCUGACUCCAGCGCUGAUUUGAGGGAAGCCAAACAGACCAGAAUCUGAGGUGACCCCUUUCUCUGGGCUUUACGAAAGCUGCCCCGGUUCCGUGUCUUGCUGCAGGAAACGUUAGUAUUAGAUGGCAGAACACAGAAACGGGGCUUAGACAGUUAAGCUCUUGGGGGACAGUGUUAGAAAACGAUAGUUCAGACUCUUUUUUUUUUUUUUUUUGCUCAAAAUCUUGAAAAAACAUUCCUCUUUAGAGGUAACUUACAUAAUUAAAUACCCUGGAUCUUUAUUGGUUAGUCAAUUGUGCUUUUGCUGUUGUAAAUUUGUUUUAACAAUGAAUUAUUUUGCACUGUGUAGAAUAUUCUUUACGUAAUUUCCGUUUAACAGCCUUUUAUGGAGUACACAUACAAACAAAACCAUUCCAACAUUUGUAUUUAUUUCCAAGCAAAGUUUUGUCAUA
This is a messenger RNA of Anoplopoma fimbria (sablefish), 2626 nucleotides long. RefSeq names its product solute carrier family 15 member 1b (gene slc15a1b). Gene Ontology annotation, biological process: oligopeptide transport; transmembrane transport. Gene Ontology annotation, cellular component: membrane. Gene Ontology annotation, molecular function: dipeptide transmembrane transporter activity. Bases 31 to 2223 code for a protein of 730 amino acids. The transcript is spliced from 23 exons. The record is from RefSeq and is a predicted model, not a curated record. NCBI's taxonomy places the organism in Eukaryota, Metazoa, Chordata, Actinopteri, Perciformes, Anoplopomatidae.